AAGUGACAACUGACAGCUGACAUAACCAUCGUCAGAAAAACGUCAAGUAAAAGUUGCUUGUUUUAAUUAUUAUUCAUUUUAUAGUACCACUACGUUCAAAAUGAAUGAAGUAGAAAAACUAGAAUAUUUAUCUUUGGUAUCCAAAGUCUGUACAGAGCUAGAAAAUCAUUUAGGAAUGAACGACAAAGAUUUAGCCGAAUUUAUAAUCCACCUCUCCGAAAAGCACGACACGUUUGAGACCUUCAAGAAAGUCCUGGUCGAAAAUGGGGCCGAAUUCUCGGAUUCUUUCAUUUCAAACUUGUUACGAAUAAUACAGCACAUGAGGCCCAAGAAAAACACACAAGGUAAUAAUAAAACAACUGUGAAUCAUGCCCAAGACUCCCUGGCUGCGAAAUUCCCGGGUUUGGCAAUCCCAAAUGAGCCCCAGAAGACUAUGACCCCUGAAGUGGAAACCAAACCAAACGAAGAUGAUGACGUUGUGGCAGACUUAAUGGCACAGUUGGAAGCAGACGCGCCAUCGCAAGUUAAAAUAGAAGAAAAAGUGAAAAGGGAGAGGAGUAGUAGUGGUGAGAGGAGAUCAAGGCAUAGGAAGAGUGAAGUAAGACAUAGGGACAGAGAAAGGGAGAGAGAUAGAGACAGGGAUAGGGAUAGGGAGAGAGACAGAGACAGGUAUAGAGACAGGAAAAGACACAGGUCUAGGAGCAAAGACAGGUCAGACAAGAGGAGAAGAAGUAGAAGCAGAUCAAGGAGAAGAAGAUCUAGAAGUAGAAGUUAUUCACCAAAACGCAGAGAUAAAGUCAAAAUAAAACGGGAAAGUCCAGAGCUGGAUGAAGAUCCUAUUCCAGGAAAAAUUUACACAGGAAAAGUGGCCAACAUCGUCCCGUUCGGCUGCUUCGUCCAACUCGAAGGUUUGCGCCGCCGCUGGGAAGGCCUGGUGCACAUCUCCCAACUCCGUGCCGAAGGCCGCGUCACCAACCCCUCCGAAGUAGUCUCCCGCGGCAUGAAAGUCAAAAUAAAAGUCCUCUCGGUAACCGGGCAGAAAGUCUCCCUUUCAAUGAAAGACGUCUGCCAAACCACCGGUAAAGACCUCAACCCCCUAUCCCACGCCCCUCCCGAGCGCGAAGACAAGGAUAGAAACCCCGACCGACCCAUAAACAGCGGCACUUCAGUCCUCCGCCUUCCCGUAGGAAUCGACGAGAACGAAGAAAACUCCCGAAAGAGAGUCACCCGAAUCUCUAGCCCCGAACGCUGGGAGAUCAAACAGAUGAUUUCGUCGGGUUGCAUCGACAAAAGCGAACUGCCUGAUUUCGACGACGAAACUGGCUUGUUACCGAAGGACGAAGACGGAGAAGCUGAUAUAGAAAUCGAGCUGGUGGAAGACGAGCCGCCGUUCCUGCAAGGACAUGGAAGAGCCCUUCACGAUUUGAGUCCUGUACGGAUUGUGAAAAACCCGGACGGGUCGUUGGCGCAAGCCGCUAUGAUGCAGUCGGCGCUGGCUAAGGAGCGACGCGAGCAGAAGAUGCUUCAGCGGGAGCAGGAGAUGGAUUCGCAGCCGUCGGGGAAGAACAAAAACUGGAUUGAUCCGCUUCCUGAGGAUGAAAGCAAGCUGAAUUCGGCGAGGGGGAUCGGGUUGCAGAGUCAGGAUCUGCCGGAGUGGAAGAAACACGUGAUUGGGGGGAAGAAGUCGUCGUUCGGGAAGAAGACGAACUUGAGUAUUCUGGAGCAGAGGCAGAGUUUGCCCAUUUAUAAGUUGAAAGAGGAGUUGAGGAAGGCGGUGACUGAUAACCAGAUUUUGAUUGUUAUUGGGGAGACGGGGUCGGGGAAGACGACGCAGAUUACUCAGUAUUUAGCCGAGUCGGGGUUCACGGCGAGGGGGAAAAUUGGGUGUACGCAACCGAGGAGGGUGGCGGCGAUGUCGGUGGCGAAGAGGGUGGCGGAGGAGUUCGGCUGUCGGUUGGGACAGGAGGUGGGGUACACGAUUCGGUUCGAGGAUUGCACGAGUCCGGAAACUAUAAUCAAAUACAUGACAGACGGUAUGUUAUUGCGCGAGUGUCUUAUGGACCUCGACCUCAAAGCCUACUCUGUCAUUAUGUUGGACGAAGCUCAUGAAAGAACCAUCCACACGGACGUCCUCUUCGGGUUACUCAAACAAGCAGUGACGAAACGACCCGAACUCAAGCUAAUCGUAACUUCGGCGACGUUAGACGCCGUCAAAUUCUCCCAAUACUUUUUCGAAGCCCCGAUUUUCACAAUCCCCGGGCGCACAUUCCCAGUCGAAGUCCUGUAUACGAAAGAACCCGAAACCGACUAUUUGGACGCUAGUUUGAUCACAGUCAUGCAAAUCCACCUACGGGAACCCCCAGGCGACAUUUUGUUGUUUUUGACGGGACAGGAAGAAAUCGACACCGCUUGCGAAAUUUUGUAUGAGAGAAUGAAGUCUCUGGGUCCGGAUGUUCCAGAAUUGAUUAUUUUACCCGUAUAUUCUGCUUUACCAUCUGAAAUGCAAACACGUAUUUUCGAACCAGCGCCACCUGGUAGUCGAAAAGUCGUCAUUGCUACCAACAUUGCAGAAACUUCGUUGACCAUAGACGGGAUUUUUUAUGUAGUGGAUCCAGGGUUUGUGAAACAAAAAGUGUACAAUUCGAAGACUGGGAUGGACUCGCUGGUGGUGACCCCCAUUUCGCAGGCUCAAGCUAAACAACGGGCGGGACGCGCUGGAAGAACGGGACCCGGGAAAUGCUACAGACUAUACACGGAGAGAGCGUACAGGGACGAAAUGUUACCCACUCCAGUCCCGGAAAUCCAGAGGACGAAUUUAGCAACUACAGUACUACAGUUGAAAACCAUGGGGAUUAACGAUUUGUUACAUUUCGAUUUCAUGGACGCCCCACCCGUCGAAUCCCUAAUUAUGGCCCUAGAACAGUUACAUUCAUUGUCGGCUUUAGACGAUGAAGGAUUGUUAACGCGAUUAGGGCGAAGGAUGGCGGAAUUCCCCCUAGAACCCAACCUCUCAAAAAUGCUGAUCAUGUCCGUGGCGCUCCAAUGCUCUGACGAAAUCCUCACCAUCGUCAGUAUGUUGUCGGUCCAAAACGUCUUCUACCGCCCCAAAGACAAACAAGCCAUCGCCGACCAAAAAAAAGCAAAAUUCAACCAACCAGAAGGCGACCAUUUAACCCUCCUCGCGGUAUACAACAGCUGGAAAAACAACAAAUUCUCGAACGCGUGGUGUUACGAAAACUUCGUACAAAUACGAACCCUGAAACGGGCCCAAGACGUGCGAAAACAACUCCUCGGAAUAAUGGACAGGCACAAACUUGAUGUGGUUUCAGCGGAAAGAAACACGGUGCGCGUUCAAAAAACUGUCUGUUCUGGCUUUUUCAGAAACGCCGCGAAAAAGGAUCCACAGGAAGGGUACAGGACUUUGGUGGACAGUCAGGUAGUGUAUAUCCACCCGUCGAGCGCCCUGUUUAAUCGGCAGCCGGAAUGGGUGAUUUACCACGAAUUGGUACAAACUACGAAGGAAUACAUGAGGGAAGUGACCACAAUUGAUCCGAAAUGGUUGGUAGAGUUCGCACCGGCGUUCUUCAAAUUCUCGGAUCCAACGAAAUUGAGCAAAUUUAAGAAGAAUCAAAGAUUGGAGCCGCUUUAUAACAAAUAUGAAGAGCCGAAUGCGUGGAGGAUCUCGAGAGUGCGCAGACGGCGCAAUUAAAUUAUUUAUAAGGUGUAUAUAUUUACAAAACAACUAGUAAAUUUAUUUACUUAAUCAUUCA
This is a messenger RNA of Zophobas morio, 3770 nucleotides long. RefSeq names its product peanuts (gene pea). The coding region runs from base 101 to 3709 and encodes 1202 amino acids. Gene Ontology annotation, biological process: spliceosomal complex disassembly; mRNA splicing, via spliceosome. Gene Ontology annotation, cellular component: intracellular anatomical structure; catalytic step 2 spliceosome. The record is from RefSeq and is a predicted model, not a curated record. The transcript has 6 exons. Lineage: Eukaryota; Metazoa; Arthropoda; Insecta; Coleoptera; Tenebrionidae. Gene Ontology annotation, molecular function: ATP binding; RNA binding; RNA helicase activity.